Molecule: messenger RNA, 2310 nt
Organism: Grus americana (Whooping crane)
Lineage: Eukaryota; Metazoa; Chordata; Aves; Gruiformes; Gruidae
Gene: TMEM39A
Product: transmembrane protein 39A
Biological process (GO): negative regulation of autophagosome assembly; negative regulation of autophagosome maturation
Cellular component (GO): endoplasmic reticulum membrane
Source: RefSeq, a predicted model, not a curated record
GCGACAAAAUUGUUCUUGGUGUGGCAAAGAGCAAGUAAGGAGACGGAGCAUCUCCCCUGGAGACUCCUGCCUGGGCCUAGCCAGCGUGCCGGCGAUGCGCGGGUUUAAAAAAAACCAAAAUACUAGCAAAAAAGGACAACGUGGCGGCAGCACCGACACUGACGCCGCCGGUAACGCGGACGGGCUGCCCUGCUGCCACCACCAAGAUGGCGGCGCGGCGCGGCCGCCCCGCCCCCGCGGCGCCCUUUCCCUCCCUGGGCCGGCCGCGGCCGGCGGCCGCCGCGGUGGCUGCUGCCGCCGCUGCCUGUCGCCCUGUGAUGAGAGCAUCAGCCCUCACUGCCACGUCUCCCGGGCAGCUGCGGCGGCGGCAGCCGGCGGUGUGCAGGGCCGCGCCGGGGCGCCGAGACCGGGCUCGCCCGCCUCCUCUUCUGUGCUUUUCCCUUCCCCGCAGGGCGGCUGCGGCUGCUCGCCCUUGCUACUGCCCCGCCGCGGGGCGCCGGCGGGCAACGGCGAGGAGGGUCUGCCCGGCGGGAGGAGGGGCGCUCCGCGGGGCACCCGCCGUCGCAGCCUUGUCCCCCGCCGGCGGUCGGGGCUCGCCGCCUGGCCGCUGCCGCCGGAAGGGGACCCCGCUGCCGGCUGAUGUCCGAGCCGCGCUGCCGCCCGCGCUUGGAUGUACCUGGGAAGGCUUUGGGAUCGUUGUCUGGGUGUCAGGGCUCAGCCUGCCGGAGGCACUGGAAGUGGAUUGGUUCCUGGUCAUGCCCGGUGGAAGGAGGGGACCCAGCCGGCAGCAGCUAAGCCGUUCAGCUUUGCCUUCUCUCCAGACGCUGGUUGGUGGGAGCUGUGGAAACGGUACCGGUUUGAGAAACAGGAAUGGUAGUGCCAUCAGCCUCUCCGCACCUCCAAUCACAGCGCUGAUUACUCCAGAGCCUGUACGUCACUGCCGGAUCCCUGAACUGCCGUUGGAUGGGAGCCUUCUCUUUGAAUUCCUGUUCUUCAUCUACCUACUGGUAGCCCUCUUCAUUCAGUACAUCAACAUCUACAAGACUGUCUGGUGGUACCCGUACAAUCACCCUGCUUCCUGCACCUCACUGAAUUUUCACCUCAUUGACUACCACCUGGCGGCGUUCAUCACAGUGAUGCUGGCGCGGAGGCUGGUGUGGGCCCUCAUCUCUGAGGCCUCUCAGGUGGGGGCGACAUCAAUGAUUCACUACAUGGUGCGCCUGGUGCUGCUCACGCUCUGUGGAUGGGUGCUCUGCUGGACUUUGGUCAACCUCUUCCGCAGCCAUUCUGUUCUCAACCUUCUCUUCCUGGGCUACCCGUUUGGUGUCUACGUUCCUCUGUGCUGUUUCCACCAGGACAGCAGAGCACAGCCCCUACCUGCGGACUGUGGUUACUUGGUACAGGACCAGAUGGUGGAUGAUGGGACUUCAGCUGUCAGCAGCCUGGUCAAACCCAAAGAUUUCCUCUCACUUCUGUGGGAAUCCCUGAGAGAACAGUUCAAUAAUCCUACGUCUAUCCCCACCCACAGCUGCCCCCUUUCCCCAGAUCUCAUCCGCAAUGAGGUGGAGUGCCUAAAAGCAGACUUCAACCGCAGAAUCAAGGAAGUUCUCUUCAACUCUCUCUUCAGUGCCUACUACGUGGCAUUCCUGCCACUGUGUUUUGUGAAGAGCACCCAGUACUACGACAUGCGCUGGUCCUGUGAGCACCUCAUCAUGGUGUGGAUCAAUGCCUUUGUCAUGCUCACCACUCAGCUGCUGCCUCCCAAGUACUGUGACCUGCUCCACAGAUCAGCUGCCCACCUCGGCAAGUGGCAGAAACUAGAACAUGGUUCCUACAGCAAUGCUCCACAGCAUAUCUGGUCAGAAAACACAAUAUGGCCACAGGGAGUUCUGGUGCGACGUAGCCGAUGCCUCUAUAAAGCAGUUGGGCCUUACAACGUAGCAGUGCCUUCAGAUGUGUCCCAUGCCCGCUUUUACUUCCUUUUUCACCGUCCAUUACGGCUGCUCAACCUGCUGAUUCUCAUCGAAGGCAGCGUGGUCUGCUACCAGCUCUACUCACUGCUGCGCUCAGAGAAGUGGAACCAUACCCUCUCCAUGGCCCUCAUCCUCUUCUGCAAUUAUUAUGUCUUAUUUAAGCUCCUCCGGGACCGGAUAGUAUUAGGCAGGGCAUACUCUUACCCACUUAACAACUAUGGACUCAAGGCACACUAGGCCGGCCAAAUGUGUACCCCUUCUCUUUCCCUUCCCACAGGGCAGUGAGGGAACCUCAGAAAAAAAAAAUAUUUUCGUACAGUUCUAUUUUUUUCUUGCA